Molecule: messenger RNA, 6337 nt
Organism: Labrus bergylta (ballan wrasse)
Lineage: Eukaryota; Metazoa; Chordata; Actinopteri; Labriformes; Labridae
Gene: clstn1
Product: calsyntenin 1
Biological process (GO): homophilic cell-cell adhesion; positive regulation of synapse assembly; positive regulation of synaptic transmission
Cellular component (GO): postsynaptic membrane; cell surface
Molecular function (GO): calcium ion binding; kinesin binding; amyloid-beta binding
Source: RefSeq, a predicted model, not a curated record
AAGCGGUGAUUGAAGGGGGAUAGCAGAGCGGCGGUGGCGACGACGGCCAUCUUAGAGCUACCGUGGUAACCGACUCUCAUCUUCUGGAUUUUUUUUAAAAUUUUUUCUUGUUGGGAGAAAUAUUUCGGCUGACGGGCAAGGGAAGAAGAAGGUUGUUUUCACUUCACCCGCCGUUGAACUCGAAGUCGGGAUGCGGUUCCGAGGGAAUACGCAAUUUGCAUCCGCUGUCGGACUGGUCCUCGGACUAUUAUGUGCGGUGGAGGCAGCUAAAGUCAAUAAGCACAAACCAUGGAUCGAGACAACGUACCACGGGAUCGUAACGGAAAAUGACGACAAAGUACUACUAGACCCCCCUCUUAUUGCAUUGGACAAGGACGCUCCUCUUCGCUACGCAGAGAGUUUUGAGGUGACCCUCACUGAAGAAGGUGAGAUUUGCGGCUUCAGGAUCCACGGGCAGAAUGUCCCCUUUGAGGCAGUGGUCCUGGACAAGUCCACUGGAGAGGGGGUCAUCAGGGCCAAGGACAAGUUGGACUGUGAGCUGCAGAAGGAGCACACCUUCACCAUCCAAGCGUACGACUGUGGAGAGGGUCCCGAUGGAGCCAACAUGAAGAAAUCCCACAAGGCCACUGUCCACAUCCAGGUGAACGACAUCAAUGAGUACUCACCUGUGUUCAAAGAGAAGUCCUACAAGGCCACUGUUAUCGAGGGAAAGAAGUAUGACAGCAUCUUGAAGGUCGAAGCUGUGGACGCUGACUGCUCUUUCCAGUUCAGCCAAAUCUGCAACUACGAGAUCAUCACACCCGAUGUGCCCUUCACCAUCGACAAAGACGGCUUCAUCAAGAACACUGAGAAACUGAGCUACGGCAAAGAACGCAUGUACAAGCUGACCGUGACCGCCUACGACUGUGGAAAGAACCGAGCCUCCGAGGACGUUCUGGUCAAGAUCAGCGUCAAACCCACCUGCAAACCUAGCUGGCAAGGCUUCAAUAAGAGGAUUGAAUACGAGCCUGGCACAGGUAGCCUCGCCCUUUUCCCCAGCAUGCACUUGGAGACCUGUGAUGAGCCGAUCACAUCCAUCCGAGCCAAUAUAGAACUGGAAACAAAUCAUAUUGGGAAGGGCUGUGACCGCGACACCUACUCUGAGAAGUCUCUGCACAAGCUGUGCGGAGCCAGCACCGGCACAGUGGAGCUCCUACCUGCACCCAGCAGCUCCUCAAACUGGACAGUAGGACUGCCCACUGAUAAUGGGCAUGACAGCGACCAGGUGUUUGAGUUUAAUGGCACCCAGGCCAUCAAGGUUCCUGAUGGCAUGGUGAGCACCAGCCUGAAAGAGCCCUUCACCAUCUCUGUGUGGAUGAGACAUGGCCCCGGGGCUCAAGAUAAGGAGACCAUUCUGUGCAACUCUGACAAGACAGAGAUGAACAGACACCACUACUCCCUCUACGUCCACAACUGCAGGCUGAUCCUUCUCCUGCGUCAGGAUCCAUCUGAGGCCGAGAACUACAAACCAGCUGAGUUUCACUGGAAACUGGACCAGGCGUGUGACAAAGAGUGGCAUCACUAUGUGCUGAAUGUGGAGUUCCCCACUGUGUCUCUGUUUGUUGACGGGACUACAUUUGAGCCCUUCCUGGUUACAGAGGACUAUCCACUGCACGCCUCAAAGAUCGAAACUCAGCUCACCAUUGGUGCCUGCUGGCAAGACAACUCAGGACAUGACAAUGACACUGAGUCAGUCUCUGAGCCCACCUCAGGCGCCAAUGCCAGAAUGGCUCAGUUUUUCCGAGGUAACCUGGCUGGGCUGAUGAUCCGCUCGGGCAAGCUGGAGAACAAGAAGGUGAUCGACUGUUUGUACACAUGCAAGGAAGGACUUGACGUACAGCUGCCUGAGGAGGUAGCCUCAGCUGUCAAGGUGGAAUUCAACCCCAACCAGUCCUCUCUGACCGUUGAAGGUGAUGACAUUGAUGCCUUAGACAAGGUCAUGCAGCACAUCUCCUACUUGAACUCCCGCCAGUUCCCCACCCCAGGCAUCAGACACCUUCGCAUCUCCACCACCGUCAAAUGUUUCAAUGAGGAGGCCUGUGUGUCGGUGCCAGAUGCUGAAGGUUACGUGAUGGUGCUGCAGCCCGAAGAGCCCAAGAUCAGCCUGAGCGGCAUUGAUCACUUUGCCCGCAGUGCUGCUGAAUUCGAGAGCCAGGAAGGUGUGACCCUGUUCCCAGAGCUACGCAUCGUGAGCACCAUCACCCGUGAGGUGGAGGCUGACACCGAGUCAGAAGCAGCAGAGGGAGCUGAUGAUGACCCUACAGUCCAAGAGACAGUAGUGUCAGAAGAGAUCAUGCACAACCUGGACACAUGUGAGGUGUCUGUGGUUGGAGACGAGCUGGAUGGGGAGCACGAGAGCCUGGAGCUGGACGUGUCUCAGCUGCAGCAGCAUGGUCUGGAAAUGAGCUCCUCUAACCUGGGCCUCGUCGUGACAGGUGUCAACACAAUGGCCAACUACGAGCAGGUCCUGCAUCUUAUCCGUUACAAGAACUGGCACACAGAGGCUCUCUUUGACAGGAAAUUCAAACUGGUCUGCUCUGAACUCAACGGCCGUUACAUCAGCAACGACUUCAAGGUUGAGGUAAAUGUAAUCCACACAGCCAGUCCUGUGGAGCACGCCAACAAUGCCAUGGUGCAGCCCAACUUCAUUAACCCUGUGCAUCACGCCUCUGUGGAUCUGUCUGGUCAUAACCUGGUCAAUGCUCACCAGGCCUCAGUGGUUCCCAGUGCUGCCACCAUUGUCAUUGUGGUGUGUGUCAGCUUCCUGGUGUUUAUGAUCAUUCUGGGCGUUUUCCGCAUCCGCGCCGCACACCAGCGCACCAUGAGAGACCAGGAGAACGGCAAGGAGAACGAGAUGGACUGGGAUGAUUCAGCACUCACCAUCACCGUCAACCCCAUGGAGACGUACGAGGACCAGCACAGCAGUGAGGAGGAGGAGGAAGAGGAGGAGGAGAGUGAGGACGGAGAGGAGGAAGAUGACAUCACAAGCGCUGAGUCAGAGAGCAGUGAAGAUGAGGAGGGCGGGGAGCCGGAGGACCAGCAAGGGGCCAGCAGACAGCAGCAGCUGGAGUGGGACGAUUCCACCCUCACCUACUAGAGGAACACACACACACACACACACACACACACACACACACACACACACACACACACACACACACACACAUUACAGUUAACACAAGCACAGACACACAUCACCAAAUCACACCCCCUGCUCUGCACACACUACAACCCCGUACAGCUACAUGUCCAAGGAGCCAUGAUGUAAAAAAGAAAAAAAAGAUAAAAACGCAAAAGAAAAAUUCCCUUCAGCGUAUAUAUGGUCAAGGUUUUCCUGUCGUUACCUUAGUGGUGGUAAUCAGUGUAGUGUAGACAUCACCGGAUUGCUAAUUUUUACUGUUUAUUUUUUUAUUUAUUAUAUUUUAAUUCCCGGGAAAUCUUGGCCUACAUUUGUUUGGAACUGUGUGAGGAAGCCAACCCUGCACUUUUUUGUUUUCUCUCAGACAUAUAAGGCUCUCAAAUGGAGAAUUUAUUUUCUGAUGUAAAUUCUUUGCUUAAUGCUAUUAGAAUCGUUUGCCGCUAAAGUCGUAUAUAGCUAUGACUUGAGUUUCCUUGACUUGUUGUCCUCAGUAAACAACGCUUUUAACGAGUAGACUGCAUUUUCCUUUUAUUUUUCCUUUGUGUUUUUCUAGUGCAUGAGGAUAUUUGAGAAGUCAUAUAUGUAGAGAAAUCAAUUGCUUUUUAAAGAUUUUGUAAAUAUAAAGAAACCAUGUAAUUAGUCAAUGUGUUAGUGAAGGCCUACUCAAACGGGGUCCAGUAUCUAAAAUGACGCAGUACGUAAUGUAGAAUAUUUGUGUUACAAAAGGCUGUAGCAUGUCGCUCAAUUUCUGCAAAAGCAAUUCCAUCAUGCUUGUACAAAAAAAAUGUCUGCUUCAUGACGAGAAACCCAGGACAUUUAAGAGGAGGUUUUCAUGACAAAUCAGUUUUCAAUUUUGUCUUUUUCUUUAUCGCAAAGAAGGAAAAUGCUUCUUUUCCUUUCUCAUUGGCAGGAUUGGAUGGUGUCAUCUUCAUACACGCUUUGCUUUGCUUGCACAGGUGUCGGUGUAUUUCAUUCCCAAUAGAUCUCACUGUUGUACAGAAGGGAUUUCCCUUUUCUUUUUUUUCAGGGUAAUCAUACAUGCUAAUGUACAAACCAACAUUUCGAGUGGAACGGUACAACCCCAGGCCAGCAGGUACUGUAGUGCUGUUGAUCUGGAAGUAUGGGUACUAACAUUUCUGCCAGUGUGUUUGGAGUAUGUAGAGAGAUUUCCUCAGCAGCUUUUAGAGCUUUUUGACCGCAUCCCAGUCCUGCUGUGCUGACAGAAGUAGGAUGGGGGGGAAAAAACCUUCAAACUACUGAAAGAGCAGAUUUAUGACAGACAGAGCUUUAGAGGAGCUUACUGGAACCUUUGGUGUUUGUUUAUUGGGGGAGAGAGGAGAAAUGAAAGUACUUUUCAGGAUUGCUUUAUAGCAAACUAAUUUACAUGGCACAGCUAUUUAAUCUGAAAUAAUAAAACAGAUAAAGGAUUCAUUUUAAAACUGGUUUCCUAUUGCAAAAUAAGAGCCAUCUUUAUUAUAAUUCAAGGAAUUACACUUAAAUGUAUGACUGCUUAGUUAACAAUAGGUAAACAUAUCAGAAAUGAAUCUUCUUGUGGAUAUCUUCAAAUGAAAUAUUUUUUGCAGUAGACCACUAGAUUUUAUUGUACAAGGAACUGUACUGUAGAGUUGUUUUCAAGAUAUUUGUUUACAUUUGGUAAACUGAUUUUCCUUCUGGUAAUAGUAUCAAGCUUAUACAAUUGAUUGGGAAAAUGUGUCCGACCUCUCAGACUGUUGUAUAUAUCUUUCACAACACCAGAUACUAAUGUACCUUCACACUUAACUGUUAAGUGUUUGUGUCUUGUAUUUUCUUUGGGUACCAAGCAAAUAUAAACAUCUCCCAAACCUGCACAAUGAAAGCAGAUCAGAUUUUGGGCUGUGAAGUGAACAGAAUGUGGCAUUAUCGGGAGUAGAAAUGUUGGUGUUGCGAGUCUUUAUUUUGCAUGCAAUUUUAUUUUCAGAGGCCAUGGAUUUGAAUUUAACAAAGACAAUUUCUUUUGAGGGUAUGAGUCCGACAGUUGGUUGUAUUAGCUUCAAUUAAUUUAUGAUUUUUAGGAGGUCUGUGGUGCAAAGUGAGUAGUUAACAGUCUCCCCUCCAUGAUGACUUGGGACUUGUUAAAAGAGGGCCACGUCUGAACAGGCUGAGAUGGGAGUGCCUUUUUCCGAUCAUAGCGCAAUUAGCAGGUCUAACAAAAACACUCAUUGGUGCGCUUUUAUUUGUGGAAUUAUUUGUUUUUUUAUUUGUUUAAAGCUAGAGAUGGGGAUUUACAUUUUUUCAGUUGUAAGAAUACUCCACAUUACAAAUGAAAGAGGUUUUACAUAGAUGUCUUGUGUCCAUGUUGAUGUUUAGAGGAACUAGAUCCAUAUUGUAUCUUCUAUAUUGUACGCAAUCAUUGAUGGAAUCCACCUUUAAAAAGAUGUACAGUACAUUAUAAAAUUGCUUUGGCAGCAUACGUUGGUAUACUGUUAAUUCACCUAUUUGUGUAUAGUGGAAGGUAAUUUUGAACAGUGUCCUAUUGCCUGAGUUGUUGAGAAAUGAUUUUGAGGGCAGCAUGAAAUUCACAUGAACCAGAGAAUACUAAGCCUGUCGACUUGAAAGUUUCAGUAUGUCAAACACUUGAUGUCCACAUUUCAUCUACAACUUAAUAAUAAAAUGUCAUGGGUCACUGCUAUGUGCACACUGAAUCUUCAAUCAAGUCUCUUCACAGUGACUCCACCAUCUCCACUUUUCGGAGUGUAAUGCUUUCUGAUAAGCCCCUGAGCUAAGUGUAAGUUGGUUGAAUUGAAUGUCACUGCCUAACAAAACUGAAAUGCAGCCAUACGGUAAUAACACUAAUGAUGUAAAGGGGGCGUUAACGUUGCAUGAGCCACACGUUUUUAUUACUUUCCAUGUGGGCUUGUUAGACUGGAGUGAGAAAGGAGGCGCUAUACACUGCUCAUUCUCAGAUUGUCUGUGUCACAUGUCCAGAUAUUUUUCUUUUCCCUGUUUUGUUUUCUUUUAAAAAUUUGCUCAAAACGGAAGGUAACAAUGUUUUCUGAACGAUUGAAUGUUUCCUUUCUGCUUGUUGGAGCUGCUCUCACUUUCCUAACAAUUUAAAGGCAAAUUGUAGUGAAGUCGAUGCUUGCUCAUAAACAAAAUAAAGGGUGAUGAGAUGGGGUAUAA